CACAUCUCAGAAAUAUCUCUGCUCCCUCUUAAAAAGAGACAUAUAUGGAAAGAAAAUACUUUUCCCUUUCGAAGAAAAAGUGUUCUUUCGUCACGUUUUUCAUGAACAUUAAAAACGUUCCCGAAUUCUGCAAGUUUCAAUUUUUGAAGAGAAGGAGGAACAUGGUCGUCUCGCCCAGUAUUGGUUUAUUGAUAGCUGGAGUGGCAUCUGGGAUUUUUAUUUUCAUUGGCCUCCGAGCAAAGAAAAAUUCUAAGUCGAAGGAAAACGAAGGAAAACAAAGGGAAACGAAGCAGCGAGAGGUUGUAGACGAUGGUCGCUGCGCCUGUUGCUUGGCACCAUUCCUAAUCAACCGUGGUGUGCGCUGCAACGAUUGCGGCGCUAAGUCCUGCAGAAAGUCCUGUUCUCGUUGGAACACAUCGGAUAAUGUUUGGCAUUGCAUAUUCUGUCAUCAACGAAGGCUAUGGAUAAAGAGGAAUGAGAAAUGGUUUGAAAAUUUCGGUGGCACUACAAAUGAGAAAGAGGAAUUGCAUAGCUUCUUUAGCACUGCUAAAUCACGAGUCUAUGUUGCAGGACAUGGAGUCGCGUCGAACAUGGAGCAGAAGGAACAGGAAGAAAAACGCAUGAUGCACAUGAUCCGAAACUUUAUCGAGAAGAUAAUCGAAGGUCUCAUUGAUAAUGUAGACGAUACAUCGAUCGAUCGACUCUACGAAAAUUCCGAAUACAACCAAUUUUUGGAGGAACAUCGUCCGCCAUUAAUUACCGCUUUGACUCGAUUGGCUACGUGUCUGGAAACAUCUCUUAUGAACAAACAAUCUAUGGAUUCGCCAGCUACGGCGCACGCGGCUCUCAGAGAGAUCGUCGAGCGAGCUGUCGAGGAAGCUCGGAAGUUACCGGGACUGGGUGCAUCUGCGGAUACCGAGCAUCCUCGAGAAGGUCGCCCAAUCGCUGAUCAUAGUUACGAGGACCUACUCGCUACCGCGAUACUUAAUAAGGUCGUAGAAAGAUUCCAAAGAGAACGAGUGGAUGGCAACAGCAACGUACUACAUGACACAGAUUCUAAGGCGAAAUAUACCACGACUGAGAGUGAACAUGGCCUUGAGGAGGAUUCGGCGAGCUAUAUGUCCUAUCGUCGCGAAUGCAACGGUAAUCGUAGCGCGUCGAUCGGACAACAAAAUGGACAUAAUCGGGAACCGGUGUCUUUUAUGAUGGAAGAACGAAUAGAAGAGGUAACUACUAUUACGUCGGAUGAUGAUGAACUUCGAGACAACGAUGUCGUGGAAUUCGAAUGCGCCCGACGCGUUCCAUUUCCGGAACUCGGAAUGGAUAUCAUUGACCCUCCGCGAGAGUCGUCAUCGCCAUCAUCAUCAUCAGAUUCUUCAGAUUUAGAUCGCGAUGAAUACUCGCCGGCCAGGACAAAACGUCGUGUCGCUGAUCGCGCGAUGGAUCUAAUCUCGCCCGUCGAAUCCUGGGAGGAUAAUUGGCUAUUCCAGAAGAAAACUUCCCGAACACAGCCAGAUGCGGUGGCUAUGUUGGUACCGAGUUCUAACGCGGAUUACAAGGCUCUGAUCGGCGACAGAGAUGCUGAGGACACGUCAGAUUUAUCCGAGUGUUCCUCUACAAAAUCCGAUGAGGAAAUCGAGAAGGAAUUAAUGGAAGCUAUUAACAACGUGGUCCCGAGAACUCCCAGAACAUCCGAAUGCGACACAGAAAAUAAUCAAACAGAAAGUAAUUCAGAAGUGCCAAAUGUUGUCAAAAAAGAUGAAAUCGUUAUCUGUCAAGAAGAAACAAAAAUUGAAAAAAAAUUGCCUGAAGAAGUCUACGGACAUUUCGAUGAGAAAAUUAAUGAAAAAUUCUUGAAAUCUUCGGAAAUUUCGGAAAAGAAAACAAUCAAGGAUGUAAACGAUAUAGAGAAACUAAGUGAAAGUUCCUUUGCGUUGAUAACGGCGACAAGAAGAGAAGACGAAACCAAAGAGAAACCUAAGGACACAGUCGAUUGCGGCAUAAGAAUAAUCACGCUCACGAUGGAAAGUUCUGCGCAAAAGGACACGCAAUCUGGAAAAUCAAGCGAUCAAACGGGAAACGUCACCGACGAAAACGAAGAACAACGAGAAAGCGAGUAUACCGAGCACUACGACACGGCGAUCCAGAGACACUUAGACAGUCUGACGAAAGUCGAAGUUUGCUCUGGAGAAAACGAGAUGACUGACGAAACGAGUAAAACAAUGAACGACCAGCUCAGAGAAUUGGAAAACAACUCGAUCGAGGAACAAGAAAGAGAACGCUUGCAAACCAAAGUCCAAUUAUCUUAUGCAACAACUAAUGAAAAUCACAUUGGUAUGACGGCUGAAAACGAUCGAUUAAGCACCCCACCACGUCCAGGCACAAUAGCGGAACGCGAGCACAAAAAAUGGGAAAAUGCGCCACCGAUCGAAAAUAAUCCCUACAGCGAGGAAAAUAUACGAAAGCGAUGCUUAGAAAGACAAUAUUCGAGAAAUUCGGAUAUUCCAGGAGCUCAUUAUGAUUUAACAAAGUUGAACGAAGUGAAUCUGGAGGCUCUUCUGGCAUCUAACCGUUCGGACAUUAAACGAUUCGGCAGGGAUUAUUACAUCAACCAAUCAAAAGCGGCCAGUGGAGAGCGACAGGAGCAGGCCACUAGAUCGACGAUGUCUUCGAUGUCUAGCAGACCGAGCAGCUCGCUGUCUCAGCGAUCGAGCUGUACUGGCAACGAGCAACGUGAACAACAGGAAGAAUCCGCGAUAUCUAAGGAAAUCGAUGAUAUUUCGAUCCUACAAGAAGAUAAGAUUAUAAGAGCGACGGAGGAAUUGUGUCACAAAAAUAAUACCGAGGUAAUUAAUGUCGAAACGAAUAAUCGCGCGGUGAAUUCGUAUACUUUGAUAAUCGAUACCGGCGACGAUCAAAAAGUCAAAAACGAAAAAGACGCUGAAGAAACAACCUGGAAUGAUAAUCAACAAACGGAUGACAUUUUUGAGGAUCAGAGAAAAAAUAGCAAAAAUGAAAUCAAUGCCAAGCUGAAUAAUCAAGAGCACAAUCUGGAGACCGAGCGCAAGAAUGAUAAGGAACGGAAGGUUCGCAAGAUCGAUUUGAAGGCAUAUGGUUUUGAGAACGAAUUCAUGGACCAAAAAAAAACCAUCCGGCAGCAGAGAGUGAUCAAUAAAUUGGACCUAAAGUCUUUCGGUUUCCAAGACGGCCUGCGUCGCGCUUGUUCCAAUAAUCAAUUGGAUCAAUCCUUGCGUAACAAUGAGAAAUCAAACUUGACAAGACGCGCGGCUGGACGUCACGCGUUUGAAGAAUAUCUGAUCGAUGCGCCGAAGUCACUUGGUUAUAAAGAUUUUGCAAAAAGCUCAAAGGAUCUUAACAAGCUACAAGAUAAAGUUGAGAAGAUGGGUUUGGGACUGAUAUCGGCCAAAUCAAUGCCAAAUGUUGCUGAUGAAACAUAUUAUCAUGCAAAUUCGAUUCACGUAAACGAGAAACAGGAUCAGCAAGACGAAUUCGCUGCCAGAAAUUUGUUGGAUCGCGCAAUCGAUAAAUCGGAGGAAGGAACAAAGACGGACGAAUGUGACGCGAUUGUCGAUGAAAAUGAUUCACUACUCAACAGUUAUGACGAACUUUCUUCUGACAUGGACAGAUCCUUCGAGAAUAUAUAUAUUAGAAGCAAGGAACAAUUUCGAGGAAUGGGAGAGAAAUGGCGGUCAAUGCCUUCAGUGAAAAGGCUCGCGGAAGCCUUUGGCAGACGACAAAUUUCCGAAACAGAGACUACCAUGCUAGCAAAAGUAAACAAAGCUUCGAUGGUGAAGAUAGACGAUAUCAAGGACAGAUCGUUCACCCCCGAGAUACAAAUAGUCGAAACGCCAAAACCAAUGCAUAGUUUGACGGCCAGAUCUCUUUCAAAAAAAUUUCGAGAAGGACUUCGACAAAUGCCCAGUAAAGUAUCCUCGCCGCCAGUCAGCCGAUCACUGAUAGGGGAGCGAUUAACGAAUCAAACGGAAAUCGUACGAUCGAAACGAGAGGAAAACGAUACAGAUGUGAUCUCGCCCGGCAAGCUGAAAUCGAACAUUAUAUUUUGGGAGCAAAUGCAAAAAAGAAGUUAAACGGUAUGCUCCCUUCCCCAUAAUGAUAAAGAGUUAAAUGAAAAAUUAAACAUAGUCACAAUAAAUUGAUUUUUUGUAUAUAUGUAAGAAUAGAGAGAUAUAAUCACAAGUUACGCGACUGGAAUAUGUAUUAUACAAUGAAGAAAUAUUAGAACGAGUUUACACGAUAAGGUCAAGUCACGAAUUUAUAAAAUAAGAUUCUAAGAAGUUAAAUACACUAACAAUGUAUGAUAAUUAUUGCAAUGACAAAUAACAAUUAUUAGAAUUACGAAAAUAAAUUGUUUUAUAUGGAAGCAAAAAUUUAUAUAUGCAUAUAUUAUCGAACAACGUAAUCGUAGUGUCAUUUUUUGACAAAACUGUUAACAUUAAAAAAAAAAUUUUUUUUAAAUUUAAAAUGUCUUUAUAAACGUCGCAAUUUUGUAUAUUUAAAUAAGUUGUAUAGGUAGGAUUUUGUGCAUAUUUCUAUUGUGGAAACAUAAUAUACAAUUAUGACAGCAUGUAAAAUCGAAUCAAAUGCUAUACUACAGAAUUAAUAUUUAUGAAAGAAACCGAUUUGCAUUUACUUUGUGUGCUAUAAAGUUGCUAGUGUUGCUAUUCUUGCAAGGAUAAGGAUAUGUUAACAUUUAUAUUGAAAAAGUAAUAAUCUUUCAACUAUUGUAGAUUUACUUACAAGAUGUUAUAUGUAAGAUAAAUAUGCAUGAUAAAUUAAGCAAAAUCAUCUUUUAUUGAAUGAUAAUGCGGAUAAUAACACAUAAUAAAAAUAAUGUGCGUAAAAGCAUGAAUAAAUUCGUGUCAAACAAUGUCACGAUAUAUUGAUAGCCAAAGAAAUUCGAAUAUCAGUACCCAUUACAGAUGAGAAAUCAGUUGAACUCUUUAUUCCCUUAUUUAUAUUACAGAAGUUAAAUAAAAAGUAUUAAAACCAAAAAAUAUAAUGGUAUUCUAAUCAUGCAAAAUCCUAACAUUGUGAAAUGCGCUACGCUCUCUAUCAAUUUUUGAUUGUACAAAUGUUGAUAAAAAAUUAUCAAUAUCAUCUAGGUAUUAUAUAAUCAAUCUAGAUAUCAAAUCUAAAAUCUAGAUAUUUUUACGCCAAGAUAUUUGACUUACGCCGAUACAUGUAAAGAAUGUGCAAAUUCAUGUACAUGGUCUCAUCAUUGCCAUGAGCAAAUAACCGCAUGUCUUUUGAUACUAAUGAUACUAAUAUUUUAAUAUAUUUUAAUUUCAGUAUCCGUAUAUAUAUUAUCGAGCCAUAUAAUUAUGAUGUCAUUUUUGAAAAAACUGUUAAAUUUUUAAAAAGAUAAAAACAAGCUUAGAAUAUAUCUUCACAAAUGUCGCAUCAAAAUUUUGUAUAUUUAUAGAUAGUUUUACACAUGUAGGAUUUUUUGCAUAUUUUCAAGCAUACAAUUAUGGAAAUAUAAUAUAUGAUUCACAAUUCUUUGCAACAUUCAUGUUUAAAUAAUCAACUCACAAAUAUUUAUUAAAUAUACUAUGCAUGUAUUAUUUUACAUAAAGUAUAUUACACAAUUCAUGAUACGAGUGAACAUAAAGAUUGUACAUGAAAAAAUGAGAUAACAGUAUAUAAUAAAAUUGAUUUUAUAAGACCUACAUUUGUACUAAAAUUCAAUAUUAAAUAUAUUGAAAAUAUAAACUAAAAAAUAUUGAAAUAUUUCCUUUCUUAUGCUGUUGAUUUAUUUUUUCAUUAGAAAUCCGUACCUUUUCGAGAGUCUUAUUACUUAUCUUCGAAAUUGUUAACAAAUAAUUUAUUAAUCGCAAUUUUAUCUUUUAUGCUUUCUUAUGACACGUUAUUUUCCGAAAUGAGAUUAUACAUUGUAAUAUUGAAAUCGACAUUCAAAACGGCGCGCUUAAUAAAAUUUAACCUAACCUAUUCAAACUACGCUUUUUCUCGAUAUAUUCGCAAAAAAUCUUAACGUUUAAUUUAUCUUUUUUCAAAUAACUUUUCUA
This is a messenger RNA of Cataglyphis hispanica, 6068 nucleotides long. RefSeq lists its product as uncharacterized. The record is from RefSeq and is a predicted model, not a curated record. The transcript has 16 exons. Lineage: Eukaryota; Metazoa; Arthropoda; Insecta; Hymenoptera; Formicidae. The coding region runs from base 45 to 4109 and encodes 1354 amino acids.